Messenger RNA from Syngnathoides biaculeatus (alligator pipefish), 3328 nucleotides. RefSeq names its product striatin, calmodulin binding protein 3 (gene strn3). Gene Ontology annotation, cellular component: dendrite. Gene Ontology annotation, molecular function: protein phosphatase 2A binding; calmodulin binding; armadillo repeat domain binding. The coding region runs from base 183 to 2315 and encodes 710 amino acids. The transcript has 16 exons. NCBI's taxonomy places the organism in Eukaryota, Metazoa, Chordata, Actinopteri, Syngnathiformes, Syngnathidae. The record is from RefSeq and is a predicted model, not a curated record.
UGGCGGCGGGUUAGUUUGGCGCACUCAGCUGCUCCGUCGUCGGCUCCACUCACCUCAGCGCAGUCCCCCGGGGGCCAGCGAGCCGAGCCGGGCCGGGCUGGACCGGACCCGCGGGAUCUGGCCAGACACGCAGCGGUCACGGCUUUUCUUCUCUUCGGCGGACGCUUUCCGACGAACCCUACAUGGAGGAGCACCCCGGCGGAGGAGCCGCCGGACCUCCGCCGCUGCCCCAGCAGCAGCAGCAGCAGCAGCUCCCGCUCGGGGGAGCCGGAGGAGCUCACCCGGCCGUCGGCGGCGGACCGGGGACGCUGCUGGGGCCGCAGCAGAGCGACGACCUGCCGCGGCCCCAGCAGCAGUACACUAUCCCGGGCGUCCUGCACUACAUCCAGCACGAGUGGGCCCGCUUCGAGAUGGAGCGGGCCCACUGGGAGGUGGAGCGGGCCGAGCUGCAGGCGAGGAUAGCCUUCCUCCAGGGUGAGAGGAAAGGUCAAGAGAACUUGAAGAAUGACCUGGUCAGAAGAAUCAAGAUGUUGGAGUUUGCUCUCAAGCAAGAGAGAGCCAAGUAUCACAAGUUGAAAUAUGGAACGGAGUUGAACCAAGGUGACUUGAAGCUGCCCAGCUUUGAGCCAGACGCCAAAGACUCGGACGUGUCCGCGCUUCCCCCCAACAGUCAGUUGACGUGGAAACAAGGACGACAGCUCCUGAGACAGUACCUCCAGGAAGUGGGCUACACGGACACCAUCUUGGACGUGCGCACGCAGCGGGUGCGCUCGCUGCUGGGCUUGAACGCGUCCGAGCAGAACGGCUCACUGGACAAGAAGAAGAAGAACCUCCAGCAGCUCAUCAACGGCAACGACGCCAAACGCACUCCGGGUGACGUUCUGGAGACGUUCAACUUCCUGGAGAACGCCGAGGACAGCGACGAGGACGAGGAUGAGGACGGAGAGCUGAUGGAUGACAUCGGCGACGACGUCAGACAUCUGCGAAAACACAAGAACAAGGUGGGCAACGAGGGCCUGGCAUCGGAGGACGACGACGCGGACACGGAGGAGGCGUUGAAGGAAUUUGACUUUUUGGUGACAGCGGAGGACGGCGAAGGCGCCGGCGAGGCCCGGAGCUCCGGAGACGGGACAGAGUGGGUAGCCGAGCCGCUGCCGUUUGCGCCCGGCGGGGGGAAGAACUUCCUGAUGGGCGGUGCUGACCACGUGCUGGAGAGCGUGCUGGGAUUGGGCGAUUUGGCCGACCUCACCGUCACCAACGAUGACGUCGACUUCAACUAUGACCUGUUGUCCAACCAGGAGUCGUCGUCGUCGUUCCGGAAGACGUGGAACCCCAAGUACACGCUGCGGAGCCACUUUGACGGCGUGCGGGCCCUGGCCUUCCACCCGGCGGAGCCGUGCCUGCUCACCGUGUCCGAGGACCACACGCUCAAGCUGUGGAACCUCACCAAGACCGUCGCAGCCAAAAAUAGAAGUGCCUCGUUGGACGUGGAGCCGGUCUACACCUUCAGAGCUCACGUCGGCCCCGUGCUGUCGCUGGCCGUGACGUCGAGCGGCGAGCAGUGCUUCAGCGGCGGCGUGGAUGCCACCAUCCAGUGGUGGAACGUUCCCAGCUCCAACGUGGACCCCUACGACACGUACGACGCCAGCACGCUCGCCGGCACGUGGACGGGCCACACGGACGCCGUGUGGGGUUUGGCGUACAGCGGCGUCAAGAACCGCCUCCUCUCCUGCUCGGCCGACGGGACGAUCAAACUGUGGAACCCCUGCGAGGGGAACCCCUGCAUCAGCACUUUCAACACCGCCGUAGAGCACGGCGUCCCGACGUCGGUGGACUUCAACGGCUGCGACCCCGCCCGCGUGACGGCGUCGUUCGACGGCGGGGACGUGGCGGUCUACGACCUGGAGACGUCCCAGAGCGUGCUGGUGCUCAAGGGCCAGGGCGAAGGAAGCCGACCGGGCUGCCAUCACAUCUACAAGGUGGCGAGCCAUCCCACGCUGCCCGUCACCAUCACGGCGCACGAGGACAGAAACAUCAAGUUUUUCGACAACAAGUCAGGUAAGAUGAUCCACGCCAUGGUUGCCCACCUGGACGCCGUCACCAGCCUGGCAGUGGAUCCGAACGGGAUCUACUUGAUGUCUGGAAGUCACGACUGCUCGCUGCGCUUGUGGAAUCUGGACUCGAAGACGUGCGUACAAGAGAUUACAGCGCACCGCAAGAAGAGCGACGAGGCCAUCUACGACGUGACCUUUCACCCCUCCAAGGCCUACAUCGCCUCGGCCGGCGCCGACGCCCUCGCCAGGGUCUACGUGUAGGCCGACCCCAACGCCGGACGACAGCUGACCGAGGAAAUGAUCGGUUCAGAUGACACUAAAGCCCCUCCUCCUACGCCGCCCGUCCCGCCGAUCGUCCAAACGGCGUCCGGUCCCGUCGCUCGGUGCUCCUCAGGCUUUCUCCGCUGAAGCUUCCGGAUCACGACGGCGAAUUAAAACGUACGGACCAGAUCGAUCCUAAUCGGUCGGGAUAGAAUUCAGGACCGCACUCGUCCAAGCGGAAAGUUUUGGGUUUUUUUUUUUUUUUGACGUCCACGCGAUGACAUCACUGCGACGUUUGAUCCGAUCGGCCGCGACGGGACUCAGGACCGCGACCGCAGCCGGCCAAUCGCAGUUCUCCGUUCACUCGCUAAUGUCACGAGCGUGCGGACGGUUUUGAUGUUUGCUUUGAAUUCUUUUCACUGUUCCUGAAGUUACCGAUUCUGAUUGGUCCGGCUGGGAUUCAGAACCUGCGUCAUGCGGCGAGCGACCAAUCACACGUCUCUGCUGAGUCACGCAAACGUCAGGAUCGGUCCUGAUUGGUUUGGGCCGUGGGACUUCAGUGGCUCAUCGGAAGUUUCUGCUCAGUCGUUGAUAUCAUGAGUGUUGAUAGAUUUUUUUUUUUUUUUUUAACAUUUAAAAAAAAAAAAAUUGUCAAAUGUUUCGCCAUCUACUUCCUGUUCCUGAGGUUUUGUGAUGACCAAAUCCAGGAAAUAACUGCCAACGCAUUUUAUUUAUUUGAUUGAGUUUUCCCAACAAGCCUCACAUCCCUCUUGCUGAUUGGUUGACUGCACAGCAUUGGAUCUGGGGGGCGGAGCCACAUCCUUCACUGCCACCAUUGGGAGUGGGGAGGGGAAAAAAAAAAAAAAAAAACAAUCAGAAGCCUCCUGGAGCCCACGCCGCCUCCCAAUUGGCUGUCGGGGUGGCGAGCGGCUGGCGUUUACCACAUGACGUGUUACUUCCUGUUGGUGUCCUGCAUGAUUACCACAAUUAAAGUAUUUUUUCUAGUCUUCCAA